AUGGAAGUGAAGACACCUGGCGCGCAACAACUUGAAACAGAAGUGGAAACGAACGUCGAUGCUGGAAUGCUUGAACUAGCAAUACAUACAUCGGCUGUAGCUGCCCAGCAUAUGGAUCCACACGACCAAAGUCUGUCCCGGCUUAUCAAUCUGCAGACAGAUCAAGUGAGCGAGGUGCAUAAUAUACAUCAAGUUCAAGUUGAGGCUCCAAGCAGGGACUUGGUCUCUUCCGAUGCUACACAACCAUUUUUCGAAGACAGUAUCCACGAUCUCAAUAUCCUGUGGGGUGGAAUGGACGGCAGUUUUGCAUUAGAAGAUUCAUUCUCUCUGGGAUUCACCUUUCCCUUCGGACUUCCCAGUGGCACAGCUCCUGGACUCGACUUUUCAGAGCAGACAUAUCUCUCGUUUUCGGGGGCGUCAACUAGCGGAGCCUCUGGAGAAACAAUAGCGGAUAAUCAUCAUUCAGACGACGACGCGUCUCUAUGCAAUUAUCAAUUACCACCGUUGAAUCAGAAUGACGGGUACAAUUCUCAAGAUAUGGAAAACACUUCGGAGCGGCCCAAUACUCCAGUUGAGCGGCCAGAAGGCUCCGAGAUUAACUAUCCUUGGCGUAUUGGAAAAGAUGACUAUAAUGCUAUUAUUUCGGAAAUUGAACAAGUUCGCCAUAUCCUUCCGGAUGGCUUUAUAUUCCCUUCGAAGUAUGUAUUUUGCCGAUACAUUGAGGGAUUCUUUACUGGGAGUCAUGGGCAUCUGCCUUUUCUCCAUCUUCCCACAGUAUCUAUCUCCAAUUUGACACCAUCUUUGAUCCUGGCAAUCAUAGCAAUGGGUGCACAAUAUCGAUUUGAGAUCGAUCGCGCAGCUUGUUAUUUCAAAGCAUCAAAGUCACUAAUCGAUAAUCAUUCUUUCGCUCUUGUGUCCUUCAACUCUGAUUUUCAUCCAGGAUUAGAUGUGGAGACCUUUGACUCUUCUCAGAAAGUCGAGUUUGAAGUCUUACAGUCUCAGAUCAUCCUGUCGACCCUUGGGAUCUGGGGUCAUCAUAAUCUUCUUCGCGACUCACUGUCAAUGACGGCAAAUAUAGUUCAGUCCUUGAGAGCGAUCGGAAAUUGUCUACACGAAGAUAAUUCAGAUAAUGAAUCAUGGCAGACUUGGAUCCAGAAAGAGGGUAACCGACGAACUGUGUUUAUUGCCUACAUGCUAUCGAAUAAUCAAACAAUUCUAUACAAUGUUCCUCCCAAAAUUCUGAGCAGUGAACUAAGGUCGCUAUAUCUUCCCUGGCCUGAGGAGCUUUGGAAAGCCUCCAGCGCUACAGAAUGGAAGGCUCUUCGCUCAAAGUGGCCCCAUUCUGUUUCAUUUGGCGAUGCUUACACCCAGUUGUUUCGCUCGAAACAGAGUCGAAGAAAAAGAACGAGGCUAUCGUCUUUUGGAAAUCUAGUUCUUGUUCAUGCUAUUUUCCAGCAAAUAUUUCUUGCAUGGGAAUCAGAGUGCUGCAUGUCGCAAUCUGAGCAUUUGGUGUCCUUGCCAGAUGAAUCUCUCACGAAAUUCCACACCGCGCUGAGACGAUGGCAACGAAGCUGGGAGACCAGUUCAGAUCCCUCAAUAACGCCAUCGUCCCCGAAAGGUCCAUUGGGGUUUAAUGCGACCGCAAUCUUUCGCAUGGCUUGUAUCAGAUUACACCUUAACCUCGGUCCCCACCGUUGUCUAUCGACAUGGCAACCAGGAAUAAUAGCGCAUGCUUUCCUGAACGCACCAGUACCUACACAGUCACCUCAAGUCUAUCAUGCCGUUCUCCAGUCCAUCCACGCCCUUUCUAUCCCUGUUCGUCUCGGCGUAGAGUAUGUUGCAAGAACGCAAACACUCACAUGGAGCACUAUUCACUCGCUUUGCAACCUUGAGUGUGCUAUAUUUCUAUGCAAAUGGCUGGAGACCCUUGCUAUGAACCCGACAGAUCUCCACGAUGACACGAAGAAGCUCCUUCGAAUCAUCACUUCCGUUCUGCGGGAAGCUGAUUUGCUGGUGCCUAAUAUCAAUAUGGAAUUCAUCAAAAGCAGCGAUCUACGUCAGAUAGGUGCGGUUCUGGUGCGCUUGCUAUCUCGGAUACUCAAAGGAACCCAUGUGUUCGAGAUGAUGCAUGUCUUCUGCGAAGCGCUUCGGAUAUACGCCAAUUUGUUGGAGAAAAAUAUUUAG
This is a messenger RNA of Penicillium malachiteum, 2184 nucleotides long. Its product is annotated as fungal specific transcription factor domain-containing protein. Gene Ontology annotation, cellular component: chromatin. Gene Ontology annotation, biological process: DNA-templated transcription; regulation of transcription by RNA polymerase II. Gene Ontology annotation, molecular function: RNA polymerase II cis-regulatory region sequence-specific DNA binding; zinc ion binding; DNA-binding transcription factor activity, RNA polymerase II-specific. Bases 1 to 2184 code for a protein of 727 amino acids. The record is from RefSeq and is a predicted model, not a curated record. The transcript has a single exon. NCBI's taxonomy places the organism in Eukaryota, Fungi, Ascomycota, Eurotiomycetes, Eurotiales, Aspergillaceae.